Messenger RNA from Umbelopsis ramanniana AG, 1108 nucleotides. RefSeq lists its product as uncharacterized. Lineage: Eukaryota; Fungi; Mucoromycota; Umbelopsidomycetes; Umbelopsidales; Umbelopsidaceae. The transcript has 2 exons. The record is from RefSeq and is a predicted model, not a curated record. Gene Ontology annotation, molecular function: oxidoreductase activity. The coding region runs from base 25 to 1026 and encodes 333 amino acids.
AUCUAUAAAUCAAACUCAUUCAAGAUGUCUUAUGCUAAUCAAUACCCUGUCAGUUUCAAGAACCAUAUCGAAAAGAUCGCUAUUGUCGGAGCCAGUGGUCAAUCAGGAAGCUACAUUGUUGAAGAGCUUCUCAAGACUGGAAAGCACAAAGUCACUGCUAUCACUCGUGCUGAUAGCAACUCAAAGUUUCCCGCCGGUGUCGAGGUAAAGCGAGUUGAUUAUGACAAUCAAUCCUCCCUUGUGGAAGCACUUCAAGGUCAAGAAGCUCUGAUCAUCACCAUGGGUGUUAUGGCGCCACAAGAUCAACAGACAAAAUUGAUUGAAGCUGCUGCUGCUGCCAAAGUUGCAUGGGUCAUUCCCAACGAGUUCGGCGGCGACAACGCCAACGAAGCACUGCUUAGAGAUAUACCAAUCAACGCAGUCAAAGUUCAAUACCGUGAACAAAUCGAAAAGCUCGGAGUUAGCUCAUGGAUUGGCAUAUGCUGUAACUUCUGGUACGAUUACAGUCUCAGCCGAGGCAACUAUUCCAUCGACAUCAAGAAUCGCACUGCAACGUUCUGGGACGAUGGCAACACUCGCAUCAACACUAGCACAUUACCUCAAGUUGGUCUUGGAGUCGCAAAUUUGUUAAACUUGAAGGUGCUUCCCGACAACGAGCAAGAUACAAGCCCAUGUUUGAGCAACUACAAAAAUAAGUUCGUAUACAUCGCCUCUUUUUGCCUAAGCCAGCGCGAAAUGUUGGCUUCCAUUCUGCGCGUCACAAAUGCAACCGAAGAAGAUUGGAAGAUUGAGUAUCGCCCUGUUGAAGAAGUAUUUAAGGAAGGCGUGGAAAGAUUCCAGAAAGGCGACUUUAUGGGCAUGCUCAGUGGGAUGUAUUCACGCAACUUUUUCAAAGAUAACUCUGGCAAUUAUGAAUUGACCAGAGGCCUUGAUAACGAAAAAUUGGGUCUGCCAAAGGAAGACGUGGACAAAUAUACCAAGAUUGCUGUUGACGCCGUUCUCAACGGUGAUGUAGCUCAAUUCUAGUUUUAGUUAUUGAAAAGCCAACGUUAUGCAUAAUAAAGAACGGCAGAUACCAACGGUAUCAAGCCGCUUUAGUGAAUCCAGA